Trichoderma harzianum CBS 226.95 is the source of this 825-nucleotide messenger RNA. RefSeq lists its product as hypothetical. The coding region runs from base 1 to 825 and encodes 274 amino acids. Gene Ontology annotation, cellular component: plasma membrane. NCBI's taxonomy places the organism in Eukaryota, Fungi, Ascomycota, Sordariomycetes, Hypocreales, Hypocreaceae. Gene Ontology annotation, molecular function: acetate transmembrane transporter activity. The transcript is spliced from 5 exons. The record is from RefSeq and is a predicted model, not a curated record.
AUGGCAGAGGAAAAGGGUCAUGGCGUCGACUCUGACUCGGAGCGGGCCGAGGCGUUGAAUAGGUUUCGCUCGGCGGCGAGCAUCAGCAUGACACCCGAGUUGUUCGAGAAGCUGUACCUGGCGCCGCAGAGUAAGGUCAAGGGCCAUCUCAGAGAUACAUUUGGAAACCCAACACCAAUUGCUCUUGUGGGCUUUCUCAUGGCUCUUACACCAUUAUCAUGUGCUCUUAUGGGCUGGCGAGGAGCAAGCGGUGGCGGCGCAGCAACAAUCCCGGUAUACUUCUUCCAAGCCGGCAUCCUCAUGACGGUUGGCGGUCUCCUCGAAUGGAUCCUCGGCAACAGCUUCCCUGCCGUCGUCUUCACCUCGUUUGGCACAUUUUGGUUAUCUUACGGAGGUGUUUUGAACCCGUCGUUUGCUGCGUUUUCUUCGUACGCAAAGGCGGGCGAAGAUGGUACCGAGGGGCUUCAGACAACUGGUUUCAAUGCCAGCCUGGGCUUUUGGUUCCUCUUCAUGGGACUACUUAGUCUUGUCUUUCUUAUUUGUUCACUGCGUACCAAUGUCGCCUUCUUCAUCAUCUUCCUGACACUGGUUAUUGCUUUUGGGCUGUUGACUGGAGCGUAUUGGGCAAUGGCAGAGGAUUUCGUGGGCAAUGCUCACUAUGCAAACAAGUUGCUUGUGGGAGCUGGCGCCUCAGCUUUUGUAACGUGUCUGGCGGGAUGGUACAUUCUGUUGGCCAUUUCGCUUGCGAUAGUCGACUUUCCGAUUCAGAUUCCAGUGGGUGAUUUGAGCAAUGUGGUCAAGGGCAAAUCCAUUAGGGAGCACUGA